Messenger RNA from Telopea speciosissima, 2104 nucleotides. Its product is annotated as glucan endo-1,3-beta-glucosidase 4-like. Gene Ontology annotation, molecular function: hydrolase activity, hydrolyzing O-glycosyl compounds. The coding region runs from base 325 to 1812 and encodes 495 amino acids. NCBI's taxonomy places the organism in Eukaryota, Viridiplantae, Streptophyta, Magnoliopsida, Proteales, Proteaceae. The record is from RefSeq and is a predicted model, not a curated record. Gene Ontology annotation, biological process: carbohydrate metabolic process. Gene Ontology annotation, cellular component: plasma membrane. The transcript has 5 exons.
CUUGAGUCUUCAAGUAUUGUAGUGUAUCUGGAUUAUGUGUUUACUGUUCCAGCUAUAGCCUCUUCUGAUUCUACGCCCAGUGUGCAGCUUUAUUGGUUUCUGGGUUCUAAAGUUAAAUUUAUAAUAAAAUCUCUCUGGAUUCUCUCUUGGAUACUUGUUUCUGCAUUCACCCAGUUUUGUCACAACUGAAUGGCUCCGCGAUUUUGAGGUCCAACUUGUAAGUUAGCUACCGUUCUUUAGCUGGGUAAGUCGAUUCAGUUCUGGCUCUGCCUCAGGAGAGAGAGAAAUAACUGUGAAAGUUUAAUUUGGAAUUUUAGGGGCCAAAUGAAGCCUGGAAAAUGCCAAGGAAGUGUGUUUUUGCUGCUAACCUUGAUUUUUUAUGAUGUGUCAGGUGCAUUCAUAGGGAUAAACAUUGGCACUGAUGUCUCCAAUUUACCAUCUGCUGCGGAUGUGGUUGCAACCCUUAAAGCUUAUCAAGUUACUCAUGUCCGUUUCUAUGAUGCGGACCAUCAAAUGCUGAGUGCUCUUGCAGGCACUGGGAUUGAAGUCAUGGUGGGGGUCACUAAUGAAGAGGUGCUAGGGAUUGGAGAAUCACCAUCAGUUGCAGCAGCCUGGGUCAAUAAGAAUAUUGUAGCUUAUGUGCCACAAACCAAUAUCACAGCCAUUGCUGUUGGCAGUGAGGUGCUGACUUCAAUACCCAAUGCUGCUCCCGUACUGGUUCAAGCCAUGAACUACCUUCACAAUGCUCUAGUUGCUUCAAAUAUCAAUUUCCAGGUCAAAGUUUCGAGCCCACAGUCCAUGGACAUGAUUCCUAGGCCUUUCCCUCCUUCCACUGCCACCUUCAAUUCCACAUGGAACUCCACCAUGUACCAGUUCCUCCAGUUUUUGAAGAACACCGGAUCCUUUUAUAUGUUAAAUGCUUACCCUUAUUAUGGUUACACUAAAGGGGAUGGCAUCUUUCCAAUUGAUUAUGCCCUUUUUAGGUCACUUUCUCCAACCAAACAAAUUGUUGAUCCCAAUACUCUUUUCCACUACACCAGCAUGUUUGACUCCAUGGUUGAUGCAACCUAUUACUCUAUUGAAGCACUCAAUUUUUCUGGGAUUCCUGUCCUAGUGACAGAAUCGGGCUGGCCGUGGCUAGGUGGAGCCAAUGAAUCUGAUGCAACUCUUGAGAAUGCACAGACAUACAGCAACAACUUGGUCCGCCGAGUGCUCAAUGAUUCAGGUCCUCCUAGUCAGCCAACUAUACCAAUCAGUACAUACAUUUAUGAGAUGUUCAAUGAAGACAAACGACCAGGGCCCACAUCUGAGAAAAAUUUCGGCAUAUUUUUUACAAAUGGAACAACCGUGUAUCCUUUGAUUCUGGGUUCUUCAUCUCAACUUACUGGGAACUCUUCUGGUGUUGGGGUGUUCUGUGUGGCAAAACAAGGUGCAGAUUCUGAUGCUUUGCAGGCUGGUCUGAACUGGGCUUGUGGGCAAGGACAGGCUAAUUGCACUGCUAUUCAAGAGGGGAAACCAUGCUAUAAUCCUGACACUCUCCAGAACCAUGCCUCUUAUGCGUACAAUGAUUAUUUUCACAAAAUGCAGAGUGUUGGUGGGACUUGUGAUUUUAGUGGUACAGCCACCGUUUCCAACGUUGAUCCUAGCUAUGGUUCGUGUAUUUUUUCUGGAAGUUCUAAUUCAAACACAAGUGGAGGAACAACUCCAUCUGCAUUUGGACCCUCGGGCACCAUUGAUGCUGGUUCAACUUCAACCCUGCAAGUUUCCAAGCUUAUGUAUCUGAUUCUGGUGAUUCUUCUUUCUCUUAUCUGAUUCCCAAGAGUACAUAUUUCCAAUUUUUGCACCAGUUUUGAUCAAGUUUAAAACAGUGCUUGGAGAUAGCGGUGUUGUAAAGAGCAAAGAAAGAGAGACGUAUUGUUCUUGUCCAAGAACUCUCAACCAUGGUUGAAUGUUCAUUCUUUUGUUUUUCAUUCUCUGUUGAUAAUUCUUUCCCCCCCUUCCCUGUUGUCUUUUCACAUCUUGGGUUUCACUUGUAUACUCCUUGGUACAAUUCAGUAAACCUCGCCAUGUUUAUUUAGCAAGUUGGAUUGCACAUUUAAAUGAU